Messenger RNA from Solanum tuberosum (potato), 2275 nucleotides. RefSeq names its product glycogen synthase-like. Gene Ontology annotation, molecular function: alpha-1,4-glucan glucosyltransferase (UDP-glucose donor) activity. Bases 186 to 2051 code for a protein of 621 amino acids. The transcript is spliced from 15 exons. The record is from RefSeq and is a predicted model, not a curated record. Lineage: Eukaryota; Viridiplantae; Streptophyta; Magnoliopsida; Solanales; Solanaceae.
AAAAGGUGCAAUUGUAGAAUAAAGGAAUAUUCAAGUAAUUUAUGGCCCACCCCUACCGCAAGAUCCUUGUUUACUUGUCACUUCUUCACCACCCCGGGCAAGUCGACCUGGGUAUCUGCAGUGUAUAUACACAAUUUUUGCAAGCUUUUGGCUGCACUGAACUCAAAAUAUUUCGAUAAUUAUUGAUGGAUUUCACAUCCGGCCUGUCGUUCCCAUCAUCUCUUGCGCCUAAUGGAAAUUGUAGUAGCAACAACAAUUGUAGCAGUAGUUUCAAUCAUCGAUCAUGCUACAAUAAUAUCAGCAGUAAGGCCAAUUUGUUGAAGAAGCAAUCUUAUGUCUUCAGCAAAUACCAGUUGCGAAAUUUCAAGAUUCGACGUGUUCCUCGAAUUGAAGCUCAGUUGAAAGCUGAGCAACUAGAAAGCUCAGAAGCUGGUUGUGAAUCUGAUGGUCUUCAGUGGCCAUCUCCAAAUGAUGAAAUUCCAUUCUGGAAAGGAGACUUUCCAUCUUGGGACCUCAGUUCGGAUGCUUCUGCUGGAGUGGAGCAGGAUUCUGAUCUUUUGCACAUUGUUCAUGUGACUGCUGAAAUGGCACCUAUAGCAAAAGUCGGGGGUCUAGGUGAUGUUGUAACAGGACUUGGACGUGCCUGUUUAAAUCGUGGCCACAAAGUUGAUGUUAUGAUUCCUUUCUAUGAAUGUAUUCCAAAGCAUUGCAUCAAUGAGCUAGCCUUGAUGAAAACUUACAACUCAUAUCAUGAUGGAAACUGGGUUGCCUGUAAAGCAUAUCGAGGAGAAGUUUCGGGCGUUCCAGUGAUACUUAUUGAACCAUCCAACCACUUCUUCAAGGGAAAAAACAUAUAUGGAGGGUCAUACAAUGAAUUAGAUGCAUACUUAUUUUUCAGCCGUGCUUGCCUUGAAUGGAUGCAGGUAAAUGGAACACAACCAGAUAUCAUUCAUGUACAUGAAUGGCAGACAGGUGCUUUACCUCUGUUCUACUGGGAUAUGUACCAUUUUCUCUCACUCCAGAAACCGAGAAUUGUAUUGACUAUUCACAACAUGGAGCAUUAUGGAGAAUGCAGACAAGAGCAACUCAGUAAGUUUGGUCUUGAUGGAUCGGCCUAUGCAACUGAAGACAAGGCUGUAGAUGAUCGCACAGUUGGCCAUAAUCCAGAGAGGUUAAGUUUGUUGAAAGGUGGCAUAGUAUACAGCAAUGCUAUAGUUACAGUUUCACCAACCUAUCUCAAGGAGACACUCUGUUCUGGAUGGCUUUCUGGUGCUUUGAUGAGAAACCGUGAUAAGUAUUCUGGCAUUUUAAAUGGGAUCGAUACUGAAAUGUGGAAUCCAGCAACAGAUAUUUAUUUGCCUGCUAAAUUUGAUGCCAGCAAAACUGAAGGGAAGAGGAUAUGCAAACAAUUUGUUCAAAGGGGACUUGGUCUUCCUUUCCAAGGCAUCAAACACGGUAUUUGUGUGGCUGAUCAAAUACCUUUGGUUGUCUGCAUUACUAGAUUGGUUGCUCAAAAAGGUCUUCAUCUCAUCACUCAUGCGAUCAAGCACGUUGAAGAACUAGGUGGACAGAUGGUUGUUUUGGGGAGGGCUUCAGAUGAUCGAGUUGAGAGAGAAUUUGAAGGUUUAGCAGAACUGCAUAACAAGGGCUCCAAUAUCCGUAUCCUUUUGAUGUACAGCGAGGAGCUGUCCCAUAUGCUAUAUGCUGCUGCAGACAUGAUCUUGGUGCCUUCAAUGUAUGAGCCAUGCGGGCUAGCACAGAUGAUUGGAAUGCGUUAUGGAGCUGUUCCCAUAGUUAGGAAGACGGGUGGUCUCGCGGACACGGUUUUUGACAUGGAUGAUCAAUCUCACACUGAGAUUGCUAAUGGGUUUGUCUUUGAAGGAAUUGAUGAAGGAUCCUUAAACUGUGCAUUAGGCCGUGCAUUUUCUUACUAUCAAGAAAAACCAAAUGAAUGGAAAGCUGUCGUGCAGAAAGUUAUGCGUAUUGACAAUAGCUGGAAUAAUACAGCAGGGAAAUACAUAGAUAUCUACAAUUCCGUAAGAGUGAGAUAAAACAAUUUCCCAAGGCACAGAUCAUUUUGCGAUGAUGAAGAAAUAGAACCAGUUUAUCUUUAAUGUAUUUUUUUUUUCCCUUCAUAUAUAGACAAGUGUUGCAUUUUCCUCUGCUACCAGUUGAUCCAGCUUGUGAUAAAGUAAUGAUAACAAAUUCUCCUACGGUCUGUAAAUGUUUCCUUAAUUUCAAAUCUUUAAUGUGGAUCACAAGUGUUUGUCCAUGA